AUGUCAUCAUUAAUUACAUCGUGUUUUGAUGCAACAGGAAGACAUGUUGCAUAUAUUGUUCAGACAUUGGACACUGAGACCUUGAAGGUCCAAUCCAUUGGAGGAGAGGAAUCUGACCAUACAGUAACAGUUCAUCCAUUUGACAAAAAGAAGAAUCCUAGGGUAAAAUCAUUAUUAUGGCUAUCAUCAGAUACUUUAGGAGUGAUUUUUAGGGGUUCCAAUAAAUUCAUACUAUUGAACAUCCUCAGUAAUGAGGUGACAAGUACCCUAAAGACAGACCAACUCAUAUCCAGUCUCACAGUCAGCAAAUCUAGCCACGGAAAGAUAUAUGUGGUUGAUUCCAAUAGCGACCUAUUAGAGUAUCAAUUAGAAGCCGAUUUUAGUGGGUGGAAACUUGACAAAUCUUACAGACUUGAUGAUGUUGAGUUACGGACGGUGCACCGACUACUGGAUCUAAAUGAGAGAUAUCUAUUUCUAUUCUCAAACUCGGUUUAUUUGUUUGAUAAGAAGGAGGGUAAGGUGACUGACUUUAAAAAUUUAUAUGUGAGUCCGAUCAACUGUGCAGUGGAGUGUGUUUCGAACAAUUCAGUGAUUGUGUCUGCUGAUAACGAUAGGUUCAUUAACUUGAUAAGUGUUUCCGAAGAUGGCAAGAUUGUCAUUGGAGAACAGAUAUUAGUUGCAGAAGGUCCUGUCAUUGAAGUGACUCAUUACCAGAUUGAGGAAUUCAACUUGGAACUGGUAGUUGCUUUAACUGAGGGAAGAAUUCUCGAGAUAUUUAAUGAUCCAUUUACAAAGAGAGCUCAGAGUAACACAAGUGACAAGAAGAAAAGGAGGAAAGGGCCCGCUGUCCAGUCUCAAAGAUCUGAUUGUAAGGUGGAACUAGCUCGAAAGGGUACCAACGAGUCUAUGUCAAUUGAGGAUAUCACUAUAGAUCCCAGAUAUCUGACUAUAGUUUGGAUGGAAGACUCCAGUUAUCUCGCAUUCGAUCGUAUUGAAUGGUGGCAGCACCCGAAUGAUGGAGAAUAUAGAUAUCGGAUUGUGAGAGAUACCAAGUUAAUAAAGGAUAGACCAAUGGUGAACCUCGGUCAGAACAAGGACAAACAUGGUGAUGAUCGUGCCAGUGCCAAGCAUUACAAAGAGAGUAACGCUAUUGUUUCGUCCGGAGACAAUUUUAGAGAUUUGGAAACAAACUCAGAAAAUCGUGAGGAAGAGGAACUGGAGGAUGAAGACUUUGGUCACUUGGCUGAAAAGUUUAAUAUAGAUAACAAGAAAAGGAGCACUAAUGGGAAGAAGGGAAAAUUACAGGUUGGAUCAUUGACUGUUGUUUUAUCGCAGGCAUUGAAAUCGAAUGAUCACGGAUUGUUUGAAAGUGUGUUGAACAAUAACCGAGAUGAGAAUGUUAUUAGGAACACUGUGGCCAGAUUGGAUACUACGUAUGUUUUGGCUUUAUUGGACAGACUCAGCGAGAGGUUAGGCAGGGGUAAAGGAGCAAGAAAUAGACAAAUACAGCAACAGCUUGACACUUGGGUAAAGUACAUACUGAUCUAUCAUGGAUCGUAUUUGAUUAGUUUACCUAACUUGGCAGCCGAUUUGAAUUUACUUUCGAAUAGUUUGAGGAUUCGAGCUCGCAAUCUAAACAGAUUAUUGGAUCUUCGAGCCAAAAUUGGAUUGGUGACAGAUCGAAUGGAGAUGAAGCGCGAGUUAGGCAAACAGUUGGUUGUUGAUAGAUCGGAAGAAGUCGACGGAGAGGAAGAAAAUGUGGAGUACAAUGAGGAAGUUGAUGAUGCCGGCUUAGAGGAGGACGAUGUUGAUGAUGAUGAUGACUACGGAGGAAGUAAUGAUAAUGAGAUGGAUGUUGAUUCGAAUGAAGUAUACGUUGGGGGUGAGCAGGGAUCUGAUGACGAACAGUACAGUGAUGUAGAAGGUGAUGCAUCAUGA
Messenger RNA from Brettanomyces nanus, 1938 nucleotides. RefSeq lists its product as uncharacterized. NCBI's taxonomy places the organism in Eukaryota, Fungi, Ascomycota, Pichiomycetes, Pichiales, Pichiaceae. Gene Ontology annotation, cellular component: nucleolus. Gene Ontology annotation, molecular function: protein binding. The record is from RefSeq and is a predicted model, not a curated record. Gene Ontology annotation, biological process: maturation of SSU-rRNA from tricistronic rRNA transcript (SSU-rRNA, 5.8S rRNA, LSU-rRNA). The transcript has a single exon. The coding region runs from base 1 to 1938 and encodes 645 amino acids.